AUAGGCUUCUGACCUCUUGGUGGCCCUGCCUGUCUUGCUUUCAUCACAAUCUGUCCUCAGUGUCCACAUCAUCCUACUUCAGGGGCCCUGACUUCUGCACUCUGGCCCUGAAGAUCCAUGUGCCUGUGACUGGGGCCUCCUGAGCAAUCUCUCAGCAAACCAAAGCUGAAUUUAACAACUCAUGUAACGUCUCUACUGGAAGACCCUGGGCUCCCCGCUUUCAGGUACCUCUUGCACUGUGAUGGGGGCCCGGAAGGAGUGGGAGGAGACCUAGGGGUUCUGUGACCUCAUCUCUCUCAUCCCAUCUCUUGGCAGGGUCGGCGAACUGGGAGCACUGACAGAUCCAGCCUACAUCUAUUGGACAUCGGCCAUGGCCAGGCCACGGUGGAUAUUGUUUAGGCAAUACUUCUCAUGUCAUCAAGUGGCUUUUCUUCUAGUUGCACUUGUCUUGGCCACCUUUGGUUAUGGCUACUGGAACCAGAAGAGCCACAGUCACAAAAGUGAGCUAACCAGGGCAAACAUGGGUGAUAGAGAACGGUAUAGACUGAAAGAUAAACCAUCAUCAAAGUUGAUUUAUCCCCAGCCAAGAGUGUUUAAACCCACUAGGAGAGAUGUCCUUGUUUUGUCCAGUUGGCUUGCCCCAGUUGUGUGGGAAGGGACUUUCAACAUCGACAUCUUAAACGAGCAGUUCAGACUCCAGAAUGCUACCAUUGGAUUGACAGUCUUCGCUUUAAGAAAACACACGGCAUAUCUGAAGCAGUUCCUGACGUCUGCUGAGACGUUCUUCAUGGUGGGACACAGAGUGAACUACUACGUCUUCACUGACAAGCCUCACACCGUCCCUCAGAUCCCCCUGCAUGAUGGAAGAGAAAUGACCGUCUUCCAGGUCCCAGGUUUUGACCUCUGGCAGGACAACUCCAUGCAGCGCAUGGAGCUGAUUAGCACUUACUCCACGCAGCGUUUUCACAAGGAGGUGGCCUAUCUGGUGUGUUCCGACGUGGAUGUCAAUUUCCAGCAUGACGUGGGUGUGGAGAUUCUCUCUUCUUUGUUCGCUACCCUCCAUUUGAGCUUCUACAUGGUCAAGCGGGAGCUCUUCCGGUACGAGCGGCGGCCUGAGUCACAGGCUUAUAUUCCAAAGGACGAGGGGGACUUCUACUACACAGGGUCCUUAUUUGGGGGAUCGGUGGCAGAGGUACACAGGCUCGCUAAAGCCUGUCACCAGAUGAUAGUAACAGAUAAAAUGAAUAAAAUUGAGGCCGUGAGGCAUGACGAGAGUCACCUGAACAAGUACCUACUUUACCACAAACCCACCAAGAUCCUCUCUUCAGAGUACAUGUUCAGUGAACAGACGGCGUUUGAUUGGUGGGUGCGGAGUCAGCUGAAUGUGUUCAGCCUCAUCAAGCAUGUUAAAAUUUUGGACUUGACGAAGAAUCACACAUUUGUACACGACGAACCUGAAUAA
Acomys russatus (golden spiny mouse) is the source of this 1462-nucleotide messenger RNA. RefSeq names its product histo-blood group ABO system transferase 1-like. Lineage: Eukaryota; Metazoa; Chordata; Mammalia; Rodentia; Muridae. The transcript has a single exon. Gene Ontology annotation, cellular component: membrane; vesicle; Golgi apparatus. Gene Ontology annotation, biological process: carbohydrate metabolic process. The record is from RefSeq and is a predicted model, not a curated record. Gene Ontology annotation, molecular function: glycoprotein-fucosylgalactoside alpha-N-acetylgalactosaminyltransferase activity. Bases 371 to 1462 code for a protein of 363 amino acids.